AUGCAAGCUACCAGAGUUAUCAGCCGCAACCUCUCCCCAAGUUUCCAUCGAGGGAGAAAACAACUGCGUGUAGUCAACCCGACUCCUCCAUCAUACGCAACACACAAUCCAUCGAUCGAUUCAGAUCAGCUUGCCUACCGAUUAUGCGAAUUAUCAUUACAAAAGAUUCAAAAAGAAGCCCGGGCUUCAGAGCCUGAUAUUCGGCAUGUGUUGGCGUGUACUUCCAUGCAGCGUUUAGCUCAGCAAGAUCUUAUGUAUCGACUUGACACGUUACAAACUGCUAUGGAUGCCCCCGCGCUGCCCCUACUUCCGGGAGCGGAUGAGCCGUUGAUGGGGGAUGAUGAAGAGAUGGAUAUGAGAUCGCUUGAGAUUGCUGUGUCUGAGCUGGAAACUGCUAGUAGAAGGAGCGAGCUAGCUCGAUUUAUCUGCUUCCAGCAAAUUAAGGAUAUGUGA
Messenger RNA from Penicillium odoratum, 453 nucleotides. RefSeq lists its product as uncharacterized. NCBI's taxonomy places the organism in Eukaryota, Fungi, Ascomycota, Eurotiomycetes, Eurotiales, Aspergillaceae. The transcript has a single exon. The record is from RefSeq and is a predicted model, not a curated record. Bases 1 to 453 code for a protein of 150 amino acids.